This is a messenger RNA of Botrytis cinerea B05.10, 1946 nucleotides long. RefSeq lists its product as hypothetical. The transcript has a single exon. Bases 341 to 1801 code for a protein of 486 amino acids. The record is from RefSeq and is a predicted model, not a curated record. NCBI's taxonomy places the organism in Eukaryota, Fungi, Ascomycota, Leotiomycetes, Helotiales, Sclerotiniaceae.
GCUACUCUGAUUCUAUUUUCAACUAAACUACUGUACAAUAACUCCGCAUCCAAUUUUCAUGAAUAAACUGUAUACAUUUGUUCGGCAGAAAAAUCUCGCGUCCAAUACAGUCGUACAAUGAAACCACAUCAAGCAAUAUUUAAGAACCUCUACUUUCGGCCAGAAACUGAACAAUAAACAAAGUCUCUCAUACAUUACAACUUGAAUUCGUGUACUCGACUCAAAUAAUCGACUGGUUUGCAUAUCGUCCGCAACUAUUCAGUGCUUGUGUUAACGACCUCAAAUCUCACCCUCAACCUUUCCGUGAUCCACUACAGAGCAUCGUCGGAUCUUCGAACAAAUGGCUUCUAACUCUGGAGGGUCCACCAGCGAUGUUCCAGAGAAUUUUCGCUCGUCGAGAGCGCAAACAACGGCCCCCGAAAGACAUACGCCAAGAAACCACAAUGUAUCCAGCACCGAGAGCAGCUUUAGAACAUCCUCUUCCACAGCUCCCACUACAGAUGAAUAUCCGCUGUCUUCAAUCCUUUCUGGAGAUAAUAGAGAGUAUACACCAACUGGCGAAAUUCCGUCAAGACUCCAUGAAAAUCACACCCGUCGAAUGGAUUCCAACCACCCGCGCAUCCCUGCAUCUUCCACACCUCGCACUACAGCGGAAUACCCGCUGAAUUUGAUCGCUACUACAGCAAGUAGCCGCUCGUCCACAGUUCGAACAACGACUGUCUCGACGACUGUCAGAUAUGGUUCAGAAAGCCUCAACGAUACGAGCCUUAGGGCCAGAAAUAUCGACCGAGCUCGGCUUUCCCGUGAUCGACUUGAACCUUACAACUUAGAUGCUCCAAGAAACAGACGUCAUACCCCGCGUGUGCAUUUCUCGGAUGAUAUCGACGAAACACCUUCUGAUUCGCACCCUACGGUUGACGCUUAUUACAACUCUUAUAUACGACGCAUAAGCGAAGGUCAUGGCAUGGUUCCCGAACGGGACUAUGCUCCAACAAGACAUGAUCCUUCGAUGGCCGAAACAACAAGAAGCUAUACAAAUACUUCAAACCCCAGUCAAGUCGCUUCUCCGAGAAGAUAUCGGCCUUUCCCGCUUACAACAUCCACAACCUUUAUGGAUCUGCCGGAUCUCGAUCGAGUCUAUAGUAAUUCGAGAAGACAAACUCAUUUUCCGCGUCCAACAGCCACAAGCUCUGUCAGUAUGUCAAAUCCCAUUUCGGCUUCUACUCCUAAUAUCGAACAAGCACAAACAACUCCCGAAGUCAGCUCACCACAAGUUCCCGAGGCGCCAACCGCCGCCAGCACAGACGAAUGUCCCAUCUGUAUCUCUCCACUCAUUGCUCCUCUCAAUGCCAUCCUCGUGCACCCAUGCCGUCACGCAUUCUGCCUCAAGUGUAUUCAGACAUGGAUUCGAACCCAGCGACAAAGCCUCCAUGCCCGAUCUGUAAACUGUCCCUUUUGUCGAGGACCCAUUAACAGAAUCGUGGACCGGGAUGGAAAUAUUGUAGAAUAUCAGAUAAACAACGUCCCAACUGCGCGGGCGGAACGCAUGGGAGGAUGGAGAAGAUCGAUUAUAGAUGCACUUGCGAAUGGUAUUGAUCCAACGCCAAGAGCUUUGCGAACAAUGGGUGGUGUGGGUGCGUCUGAUGAGUUCAGAAGAACGUUGAAUAGGGUGGGACCUGCGGGGAAUAUUAGUGAGCAGAUUGCAAGAGUGCGAGAAAGAUUGGAUGACGCGGAUGCAAAUUCGAGUCGACCGUCGAACGCGAAUGAUUUACCGAACGGGGCUUUGGGCUGGUGGACUUGAGAGGUAGCUUGUGUUGAUCAAGGAGUAUGGAGAGAUGGGGGGCUCUGAAGGUUGAUUAAAGGAGCAUAUGAGAGAAAGGGAAACGCAUGGUAUUCUGGAUGUAUGGGAAUUAGUAUUCGAGUGCAAAUUCACGAUGAGAGUAUCA